CAUGUUUCCUUGUGGUCCCAACAUCCCUCUCCUUGACACGUGUAUCCGUGCCCUCAUCUUAUGAUUUCCACGUGUCACCUGAUGACUUGCCCUCUCCACUUGGCACUUCUAUCAAAAUGGUGCCUAACAUCCUCCCCUCGGCCACCACACCUAAUAUUAACAUUUAAAGAUAUAUAGCUUGUGCUUCACUUCUCUGUUCUCUGUCUCUUGCAUCAACCCACCAUCUAUUUACUUGUUCAAUCUAUAGGCUGCAAACUUUCACAGAAUUUAGUUCAAAACAACCUUAAUCAAGACUUAUCAAAACCAAAUUAAUGGAGAGCACCGAUUCAUCGUCUGGGUCGCAGCACCCACAGCUGCCACCGGGGUUCAGGUUCCACCCUACUGAUGAAGAGCUAGUGGUCCACUACCUAAAAAAGAAGGUUGCAUCAGUUCCAUUACCGGUUACAAUUAUAGCUGAGAUUGAUCUAUACAAAUUUGAUCCAUGGGAGCUACCAAGUAAGGCUACGUUUGGAGAGCAAGAGUGGUAUUUUUUCAGUCCUAGAGACAGGAAAUACCCCAACGGUGCAAGGCCUAAUAGAGCUGCAACUUCAGGGUAUUGGAAAGCUACUGGAACUGAUAAGCCUAUAUUAACAUCUAAUGGAGCUCAAAAGGUUGGUGUCAAAAAGGCCCUGGUUUUUUAUGGUGGUAAGCCACCAAAAGGGAUUAAAACCAAUUGGAUUAUGCAUGAAUAUCGCCUUAUCAAUAACAAUCCUAGCUCAAAACCUCCUGGUGAUUCUGCCAACAAGAAAGGAGGCUCUUUAAGGCUUGAUGACUGGGUUCUAUGCCGGAUUUACAAGAAAAACAACCCUCAAAGACAGAUGGAUCAAAUGGAGGAGGAUUCAAUGGAGGGAAUGUUUACUACACUGCCAAGUACUUCUAGCAACAAAAAUCCAAAACACCCUUCAGUUUCAAAGCCUACAGGUUAUGCUUCAUUACUUGAGAAUGAAGAUACCUUCUUUGAAGGGAUACUAACAGGAGAUGGCAUGCAAAACAGUUCCAUUUCUCAAUUACCAUCUUCAAGCUCGAAGCCAAAUAUGUCCAUGACCUCAGUCUCUACAAAUACUCUUUCGGAAAAACGUUCCCUCCCUUAUCAUCAGUAUUGGAAUGAGACUACAGGAUUACCAAUGGGGCUGGCUAAUUCAUCAGCAAAGCGUUUUCAUGGUGAUCUUAAUAGUGGCAUUACUGGCACUCAAGAGGAUAACAACUCCUUUGUUUCUUUGCUUAACCAGUUUCCACAGAGCACACCAUUGGUUCACCCAAGCACUCUUCUUGGUUCUCUGGGCGAUGGUGUUUUGAGACAAACCUUUCAACUUUCUAGCUUGAAUUGGAACUCAUAAUUUCGUCAAGAAUUAAUGGGCUUGACUAUGCAUGCAUAUUAUGCACAUAUGCAUGUGCAAAUUAAGGUAACUUGAAUGAAGAUCGAGUUGUCAUUACAAGAGAAAGUUCAAAAAAAUCUACAAGAACAAUUUCUUCAACUUUUUAGGCCAAAUGGACUCAUGAGAAGACUUCUGAGCUUCUUUGAUUAGCAACCAUAACAUCUAGGAUUUAGCACACAGGUAAGGUUGUUAUGUCAAUUUUAGCGUAUUAUGCCAUACUUCGUUGUCAUUCUCAAGAUCAUCAACACUUCCAAAACGUUGUCUUUAUUUAACUAGAAAUUAAAUAAAUGGUAGUGAAUCUAACGUUCAUAAAAUCCCUUAUUGUGUAAUUGAUUUCAUAUUUGUUUUGAAAAGAAUAUGACGACAUGGCUAUCGUAAGACAAGUGUUAGUGUUAAAGAAUCUAAGGUUGGAAAUCUGGAAAAAAAGAAAAAAAAAAGGAGAGUGGCUUGUGUUCUUAUUAAUAGUACGUAGUGGUAAUUACUAAAUAACAACCUUGCAAAAAAGAUGGUAAAAGCCAUAUGCUGUGUUGAUUAAUUCAAGGAGAACGAAUCCGGUACCUGAUUUUUUGUUUCCAUCAAUAAAUGUAGCCUUUUUAAGCUU
This is a messenger RNA of Populus trichocarpa (black cottonwood), 2016 nucleotides long. RefSeq names its product NAC transcription factor 25. Lineage: Eukaryota; Viridiplantae; Streptophyta; Magnoliopsida; Malpighiales; Salicaceae. The transcript is spliced from 3 exons. The record is from RefSeq and is a predicted model, not a curated record. Bases 312 to 1376 code for a protein of 354 amino acids. Gene Ontology annotation, biological process: system development; regulation of DNA-templated transcription. Gene Ontology annotation, molecular function: DNA binding.